Messenger RNA from Gekko japonicus, 1063 nucleotides. RefSeq names its product methyltransferase like 23 (gene METTL23). Bases 76 to 828 code for a protein of 250 amino acids. The transcript is spliced from 5 exons. NCBI's taxonomy places the organism in Eukaryota, Metazoa, Chordata, Lepidosauria, Squamata, Gekkonidae. Gene Ontology annotation, cellular component: cytoplasm; nucleus. The record is from RefSeq and is a predicted model, not a curated record.
UUGACGAAACGAGCGCUAAUUGUUCUUGACUUUGAAUGGCUCAAUUACAUUUAAGUCAAGCUUCAGCAAAGCAGCAUGCAGGCGCGAAGGAAGCGCCGCGGAUCGGCAGGCUUCCCAAAACUGGAUUUAAUGUGCUGUUCGGCACCCAAAUUCACCGUGCGAAAAUACAGGUUUGCGGAAGGGCAAGAGGAGCACGAAAGAGAACACCCGAAAUCAGUGCUGGUGGUGCUUAUUCCAGAGGUUCUUGACCCCCAGUAUGGUAUGCAUGUUUGGCCUUGCGCGGUGGUUCUGGCCCAAUAUGUGUGGUUUCACAGAAGAUUAGUCUUUGAAAAGACCAUUUUGGAGCUUGGAGCAGGUGUGAGCCUUCCUGGAAUAGUGGCGGCAAGAUGUGGAGCUGAAAUUAUACUGUCAGAUAAUGCAGCACUUCCUCAGUGUCUGGACAACUGUCAUCGAAGCUGUCAGAUGAAUAAUCUCUCUGGGGUAUUGGUAACAGGACUCACCUGGGGUCAGAUAUCACCUGCCCUAUUGGCCUUGCCUCCAGUAGACAUUAUUUUGGCAUCAGAUGUAUUUUUUGAACCAGAAGACUUUGAAGAUGUGAUAAGUACUGUGCACUACUUAAUGGAGAAGAAUCCAUGUUCUCAGUUCUGGACUACUCAUCAAGUUAGAAGUGCUGACUGGUCUGUCCAAGGAUUACUCUACAAAUGGGAAAUGGAAAGCAUUUUUGUGCCCUUACAGUCAUUCGAGGCCAACAAGGAACAACUUGCAGACUCUCCUCUUCCAGGAAGACACACAAUUGAAAUGAUGGUCAUCACUAAAGUGACCAUGUAAGAGUUUGAAAACUACCUUAACAUUUCUAAAUAUACCAUGUGUUUCUUCGAAAAUUACUAAACUGAUGGACCUCCUGAUGCCACCUGAUAUUUUUGGCCACUGUGUGACAUAGUGUUGGACUGGAUGAGCCAUUGGCCUGAUCCAACAUUGGCUUCCGUUAUGUUCUUAAUGGUUGCUUUUUGUUGAAGUGCUUACAUUAAAACUACCUCAUCGACAUUUGUUAAUCAGGACCAAA